UUGGUAGCCGCAUAUUCGCCGCCUGUGGAACUAUCCGAUCUGGAUAAGCCAAUACCAAUUGUUGCCAUUGACGGUGUAAUCGGAAACAAAGUGCAGCUCCCUUGUGACAUUCGUUCCAUCAAUAACGAUGAAAUCAGCAUGGUGCUUUGGUACAAAGAAGGCAGAGAUGAACCGAUUUACAGCUUCGACGUUCGCGGCCGUCGGCAAUACAGCAACGCCCGUCUUUGGUCGUCGCCCUCGGCAUUGGGACCAAGAGCUUUUUUCGUUACGGCGACGAAUCCAGCUCACCUCAGCAUUGAUCGGCUAGAGAGCACUGAUGAGGGGAUCUAUCGGUGCCGGGUGGACUUCAGAAACUCGCCGACACGGAAACAAAGGAUGAACUUAACCGUUAUAGUGCCUCCAUCGAAGCCUAUAAUAUUGGAUGGGGCGACGAAAGCUAUUUGGGGCCUCGAGGAGCGGUACAACGAGGGGAGCGACGUGAACUUGAUUUGCGAGGUUCGUGGUGGCAAGCCGCCCCCAAAGCUGACGUGGUAUCUCGACAAUACCGUGAUAGACGAGUCCUAUCACUAUGAUACCCAGGGCAGGUUAACGGUUAACCACUUGGCGUAUCCGAAAAUUGGGCGACAACACCUCCAGGCGAGGCUGAUAUGUCAGGCCAGCAAUACGAACUUGGUGCCACCACAAACCAGAUUACUCGUCCUCGAAAUGAAUCUAAAACCAUUGGUUGUUCAAAUCCUGACGAAGGAAACGAGAGUAUCAGCCGAUAAAAAUUACGAUGUGGAAUGUCGAUCGAGCGGUUCACGACCAAAUGCGGUGAUUACUUGGUGGAAAGCAAACAAGCCAAUCAUUAAUAAGGAGAUUAACAAUUAUCCGAUUCAGAACAAUCAGAGUUUGAGCAUCCUCAGUUUCAUACCAACUAUAGAGGACGAUGGUAAAUAUUUGACAUGCCGCGCGGAAAAUCCUGCUAUACCAGACAGCGCGUUGGAGGACAAGUGGCGGCUUGACGUACAAUACCAACCGGUGGUCAGCUUAAGAAUGGGCGAAACGCUGAAUCCAGAUGACAUCAAAGAGGGCGACGACGUGUACUUCGAGUGUAUAGUGCGAGCAAACCCGAAGGUGUACAAGCUCGCCUGGUUCAAAGAUGGCAAAGAAUUGAAGAAUAAUUCUACAGCAGGUGUAGUUCUUAGCGAUCACUCUUUGGUACUCCAAGGAUUGACUCGUUACUCUGCCGGCGCUUACACUUGUCUUGCAGCCAACAGCGAGGGAAAGACGGCCAGUAAUCCGGUAUCUCUCCAGAUAAUGUAUGCGCCGGUGUGCAAGGAAGGCAAAAGUGAGGUGGUAGUUGGCGCUUUGAAACAAGAGACGGUAUCGUUAGUGUGUUCCGUGGAGAGCCAUCCGGCGCCAUUGACUUUCCAUUGGACAUUUAAUAAUUCCGGCGAACUCGUCGAGGUUCCACAUUCACGUUACUCUCACGUAUCGGCGUCCGGCACACCAGACGGGCAGAAAGAGUACCAGCAGUUUCGUGGAUUUAGACUGAACUAUACACCAACUACGGAAAUGGAUUACGGUACAGUGGCAUGCUGGGCGAGCAACCAGGUUGGCAAGCAACGAACACCUUGCCUUUUUCAGGUUAUAGCCGCGGGCCGACCAUACGCUCUUCACAAUUGCAGUGCUACGGAAAUGUCAGCGCCUCUGGAUAUGGAGGAACUUGGUACAAAAUCGGGAACAGGGCUGGUAGUUCGAUGUCUGGAGGGCUACGAUGGAGGUCUUCCGAUACAUAGUUAUCAGCUGGAAGUCGUAUCUGAUGAGGACGGAGGUCCGAUUCUCUUAAAUAAAACCGUGCCGGCAGGCCCCAAUGGACCGACUUUCGAAGUCGCAGGACUAACAACAGGAAAAAGCUAUCGACUUUUCCUAUACGCGAUUAAUGCAAAGGGGAGAAGUGAACCUGCCAUACUUGAGCCGGUAACCCUGAAGGGUGUUGCUAUGUACACGACUGGCAACACCGAUGCAUCGAUGCUGAAUCCGUUGUUGCUGGGCUUGGCAGCCAUGGCGACCCUUUUGGCCCUGGCCGUUGCUGGAAUUCUAGCGGCGCUCUAUCGGAAGCACUCCACCGGCCGACCCGGAAGUCCAAAGCACGCUCCCAUCGUAUGCGAGCCGCCUAAUGCAGGUGCAACCACCCCGGUGCACCCUCAGACCAAGCAGGCGGUCGAUGACAUCGAUCCGGACAUCAUACCUAACGAGUAUGAGAGAAGACCCCUAACAUAUACCCCCGUCUAUAAGACACCGCCACAACGAAGAAAGAAAGAUCGCGCCACCGAUGAAGAUGCCUCGCCAGAGAAAAGGCCGAUCGUUCAGCACGGUCUGGAUCUGCCUCCGGAUCCGAUGUUGACUGACUGUCUGCCAACGCCUACCAUAAAUUAUCCGCAAAAUCACGUGUCUCAGCAAAGCGCUUACAAUCAUCCGCCCACGAUGGCUGAUUUUAAGCAGAUGGCGAUGGACGCCUACAAUCAGCGUAACAACCAAAACAUAUAUUAUAGCCUUCAGAGGACGAGCAAAGGACUCUCAUCGAUGCCUCAGAGGCCCGUUUCAUCGUCGAUCUCCGCGCAAGGCAAAUUCCAUCAACCUGAAGUGGUGACACGCUCGAAUCGGAUACAGGAGAGCUGUAUAUAAGUUCGAAGGGUUUCCCUGCGGGAUCAACCUCGUGAGCUUCUAAGAUGCCGCCGGCGAUUAUAUUUACACGUGUAAAUGUAACGAGUAGGAGCGGAGAGCAGCGUAGAGAUCCGUGGAUCCCCGAGACGCGAGCACGAAGUCUAACGCGGUAUCUUCCCAUAAUUAGUACACGAGUUUCGAACCACUCCGCGAAACACACUUAACGUUUACUGUACAAAACCAUAGAGAGGCUGAUGGUGUGUUCCAGAUCGUAUUGAUGGGAACGCGGUCUCUUCUCGAGAUUACAUUAUGUCGAUGCCGCCGGGGACGGCGCUACAUUUUCAUAUAUAAUUUUACGGGGAAGACGAGGUGAAAUGACAUUAGCAAGUUAGAGAGGUACCCGUACAUGUCCAAAAAUAUUUCUUUACUGCCAUACUGAGGUAUAAACGGUAUAUCGUAACGUACAAAGAGUCUAACCCCCCUAAAAGUAGUUAAUGUCAAUAAGGGAAAUGAGGCUGGGUCAAAGCGAGCUGAAGAAAAUUUUAAUGGCGCUUUAUAUUUUAUUCAUAUACUUCCAAUUUUCAAGUCGCGCAUGACGCGAAAAAUGACGUCUUUAUAUAUAGAUCUUAACAUAUUAAUUCUUUUGAAACUUUUACAAUCUAUUAAAAUUACUUUCAAGUAGAUGCCCUUACAGCAAUUGUAAGGCAAUACGAUCGAGAAUAUUAUUUUUUCGAUCAAAGCUUAUUCUCCAGCCUUAUCCUUAAAAUACUAACGAUAUUAAUGUGAUCGUAUUCGAAGCUCAUCACUGCUCAUGUUUUUCGUACGCAAAAUUUUUAUAACAACUCAGACAGAAAAUAAAUUCGUUCAAAAGACUUCGCCGAACUCGAGAGAAUUUCUUAAGGAGCGACGUCUUCGUUCCCGAUCACUGAUGCGGCACACGAACGUGGAUUUUACUGUUUAUAUGGAACUAGUUUUUGUACAAAGAUCUAUUGUAAAUAGACACGAACCUGGCCCUAGAAUUAUAGUCACUAAUGUCCGAAUUUCAU
Atta colombica is the source of this 3695-nucleotide messenger RNA. Its product is annotated as hemicentin-1-like. Bases 139 to 2670 code for a protein of 843 amino acids. Gene Ontology annotation, molecular function: protein binding. NCBI's taxonomy places the organism in Eukaryota, Metazoa, Arthropoda, Insecta, Hymenoptera, Formicidae. The record is from RefSeq and is a predicted model, not a curated record. The transcript is spliced from 12 exons.